CAUGGCAGGUGUUAUGUCCUGCUUAUGACAGUAUCAUGUCAGUCUUAUGCACACCCGUCAAAGUGUUACCAACUUAUUUCUAAUUUUAAUUAUUGUGGGAGUUAUUUCUGACAAUAAGAAGUAGCUACAAUGAUCGAAAAUACAGUCUUGAAAUAUGUCACUCUUUGUGAAUUUAAUCUGUAUUAUAGAGUUCCACUUGAAUAGGAUUACUAAAAUACAAAAAACUUUUUGAUGACAUUUGGAUGCACCUGUUUUUCUUAAUCUACAAUUUAAUCAGUAUCAAGUUGCUGAAAGUUUUUGUUUGGGUGGGCUGUGGGUGCCGUUCCGUUACAGCGAAGGAAAAAGAAAGGGUGGUAUUUACGUGACGAGGAGGAGAGACCUCUUAGGUCACCUACGCAUUCAGCGUCAACACAGUCAUCCACUGUAACAACUGAGAGUGGGAUUUCCUCUUAUGUGUUGUCAUGCAUAAUGAGCAGAUGACACCCCCACACACACUAUAUGUCAAAAUGUUACAUCUCUACAGGAAAUUAUUGCCAAAAUGUUUUUUUGUUUCACAUUUUUGCUGCGUCUACAAAGUUUCCCCAGAUUUUAAACUCAACUUUAAACUUCCCUUAAAUGUUUAAUUUCCAUACUGUUUUUUUAAAUAACAAAUCAAGCUGUGCUUCCUUAAAUAGCAGCUUUCACUUUCUCUAAAGUGGGUCUGAGUGGAGAACUCCAGGGGAAAUUUCUAAACUGACGAGGGGGGAGUUUCCAUUGCAGCGGAGGUGGAGCUACACUAAAAGGUUUGAUCUGUUAGAGAGGGCUUGUAGUCACUAGCAGUAAAGACACAAUACCAACUUGUUGGAAGGGGUUUGCAUGGUUGUGUAGAUACAGUAGCAUUCACCGAAACUUCACAUCUUCACUCUUGAAUCUAUUCUACCAGCAAGCAAGUCUGGUAAAAAUGAAGUUUCUUGAGCUCAGAGACUCCAUCAGCCGCUUCAGAUUUGCUCAGUCAUGUCUGGGACUCACAGGUUGUGUGUGUGUGUGCUACUCUAUCUGCACACCACACUGGCUGAAAGACAAAAGAUGGUGGUUAAUCUCCAACAAUAACAGCAGCAACCAGGAGAGGCAUGGAGAUGACAUUCCUUUAUAUGAGGCAGAGAGAGUAUUUGGAGUCAUUUCUUUAUUGAUGGCUUUGAGCACUGCAGCGCUGUGUCUUGUGUUUGCCCUCUGCUGGACAUCUAAGACAGUGCACUCCUACUCCAACACCCGCUCUCUCCUCAUGGCCGGGCAGGCUCUCUUCCCCACCACUUUGCUGUUCCUCACCAUGGCCUCCACAGGUUUCUUCUUCCUGCUUAGCUGGUCUUUAUUCACCUAUGAGCACUGGCAGGUUAACAAUGAAGACUUCUCUAGCCUCGGCCGAUCCUACUGGCUGGGGGCUUUGGGAUGGAUCCUUCUGUUGGUGGUGGAGACAGUGGUAUUUAUUGCAGAGCAAGCUGUUGUGCCUAACAUUAUACCAGACUUAGAGAAGGCUGUGAAGUCAUGGCAGAGUGCUGCUCAAUAUGAAGCCACCAAAAGGGCUCUUAGUGAGGGUUGACAACAAAAGCAUGUUGGCUCCUAAAAGGUUCCCGUCAGUUCCUUGAAUGCACUUUAUAAAUAAGGAUGUGGUAGAGAGUCAGUCUACCUUGGUAAAACAGCUAGAUUGAGGGCUGUCAGCUGCAGAUUGUUUUCAGUAUGAAAAGAAAUAAAAUCCAAGUACACUAAAGAACUAUAGCUGGGGUCCACACAUCUAGGCCUCAAGGCCAGGUGACCUGCUACUUUUAGAUGUGCCCCUGGCUCAAACACCUCAAUCAAAUGGCUGAAUUAGCUACCCAGUGCAGUCAAGGCCUCCAGAGUCCUGCUAAUAACCUGAUUAUUUGACUCAGGUGUGUUGAAGAAGAGAUGCAUCUAAAACCUGCGGGACACUGGCCCUCGAGGUCCGGAUUUGAGGGUCCCUGAACUAAAGUACUACCUGUAGAAAAGACUGCAAGGUUCUGAUGUUCUGCCUGAAGCAGAUCCGGGUGUGCGUGGGCUUUUUGUCAGAAAAGAAAAAUAAAGUAAAAUAAACACUGUUUUAAAAAUUCAGUCAGUGAUGCUCCCUGAAAAUAUCGCUGCUGCAAUGUACUGGAAGAACUUUAGAAAAAUGCUGUUUUGUUUAAGAACUGUAACACUUUUGUAUAAGCACUUUCAAUCUCAUGCAAAGAACAGUGGUUUUGUUAUUGUAAGCCAAUCAAGCUUUAAAACAAAUGCCACUGAAAAUUGUGUUGUGUUAUUUUGUUGUUUUAAUAAAAGAUCUAA
Messenger RNA from Xiphophorus maculatus (southern platyfish), 2316 nucleotides. RefSeq lists its product as uncharacterized. Bases 941 to 1576 code for a protein of 211 amino acids. The record is from RefSeq and is a predicted model, not a curated record. NCBI's taxonomy places the organism in Eukaryota, Metazoa, Chordata, Actinopteri, Cyprinodontiformes, Poeciliidae. The transcript is spliced from 4 exons.